CCGCCUGGGCUCCGCGCGUCCCCCUUAGGCCCAGCUCCUGCAUCCCCCGCCGGGACCCCCAGGCCCGACCGGCCCGAGCCAGACCGCGCGGGUUAACGAGGCGGCGGCUCCGCCCGAGGAGCUGAAAGAUGUCCUUCCAGGGCAAGAAGAGCAUCCCCCGGCUCACGAGCGACCGCCUUCUGAUCCGAGGAGGGAAGAUCGUGAACCACGACCAGUCCUUUCACGCCGACCUGUACGUGGAGGACGGUUUGAUAAAACAAAUCGGAGAAAACCUCGUCGUCCCCGGGGGCAUCAAAACCCUGGACGCCCGCGGCCUGAUGGUCCUGCCCGGCGGCGUCGAUGUCCACACCAGGCUGCAGAUGCCCGUCCUGGGCAUGGCCCCAGCCGACGACUUCUGCCAGGGGACCAAGGCCGCCCUGGCGGGAGGGACCACCAUGAUACUGGACCACGUGUUCCCCGACGUGGGGGGGAGCCUGCUGGCGGCCUACGAGCAGUGGCGGGAGCGGGCGGAUCGCGAGGCCUGCUGUGACUACUCCCUGCAUGUGGAUGUCCCCCGCUGGCACGAAAGAGCCCGGGAGGAGCUGGAGGCCUUGGUCAAGGACAAGGGCGUGAACUCCUUCCUCGUCUUCAUGUCCUACAAGGACAGGUACCAGUGCACCGACGGCCAGAUGUACGAAAUCUUCAGCGUCCUCCGGGACCUGGGAGCCGUGGCCCAAGUGCACGCGGAGAACGGGGACAUCGUGGAGGAGGAGCAGAAACGGCUGCUGGAGCUCGGCAUCACCGGCCCCGAGGGCCACGUGCUCAGCCACCCGGAGGAGGUGGAGGCGGAGGCCGUGUUCCGGGCCAUCACCAUCGCCAAGCAGGCCAACUGUCCCCUGUACGUCACCAAGGUGAUGAGCAAGGGUGCGGCCGACGUGAUUGCCCAAGCCAAGCGCAGAGGGGUGGUGGUGUUCGGGGAACCCAUCACUGCCAGCCUGGGCGCCGACGGCUCGCACCACUGGAGCAAGAACUGGGCCAAGGCCGCAGCCUUCGUCACCUCGCCCCCUAUCAGCCCGGACCCCACCACCAUGGAGCACCUCGCCUCCCUGAUGUCCAGCGGGGACCUCCAGGUGACCGGAAGUGCCCACUGCACCUUCACCACUGCCCAGAAGGCCGUUGGCAAGGACAACUUCACGCUCAUCCCCGAGGGCACCAACGGCGUCGAGGAGCGGCUGUCCGUGGUGUGGGACAGAUGCGUGGCCUCGGGGAAGAUGGACGAGAACGAGUUCGUGGCCGUGACCAGUACAAACGCGGCCAAAAUCUUCAAUUUCUACCCAAGGAAGGGGCGCGUGGCCGUGGGCUCCGACGCCGACCUGGUCAUAUGGAACCCCAAGGCCACGAAAACCAUCUCCGCCAAGAGCCACAACCUGAACGUGGAGUACAACAUCUUUGAAGGCGUCGAGUGCCGGGGGGCCCCCACCGUGGUCAUCAGCCAGGGCCGGGUUGUGCUGGAGGACGGGGCUCUGAGCGUCACCCCCGGGACCGGCCGCUUCGUCCCUCGCAAGACCUUCCCCGACUUCGUCUACAAGAGGAUCAAGGCGCGCAACAGGCUGGCGGAGAUCCACGGCGUGCCCCGAGGCCUCUACGACGGGCCGGUCCACGAGGUGGUGGUGCCCGCCAAGCCAGGGGGUGGCGCCCAGGCCCGCGCCUCCUGCCCCGGGAAGAUCCCAGUCCCGCCCAUUCGCAACCUGCACCAGUCGGGGUUCAGCCUGUCUGGAUCUCAGGCCGACGACCACAUCGCCAGGCGCACAGCGCAGAAGAUCAUGGCGCCACCUGGCGGCCGCUCCAACAUCACCUCACUGUCCUAGGCGCUGCGGGUGCCCACGGCGCUGCCCGUUGGCCGCCGUGCCGCCCCCGUUCCAUUCCCUUCAUUGACCCUGUCUUGAACGGUGCUGGCCUUACCUUCCACCCCGGAAACUCUCCUCCUGGGGCCCCAAGUCCUGUCACAGGGAGCCCCCGCAGGAGAGACCGCAUCUGGGGAGGUUUCACUGCCAGGGCCAGGGGGCUGGACGCGGGGGUGGGGACCGCUCAGGCAGCCCUGAGCCCGGGUGCUGGGUGCCCCAGGAAGACAGGGGCCUCACGGGAUGCCCAGGGCAGGGGCGGCAGGCUGAAAGACUGGGGUGCUGCACCCUGGUCCCCACCCCUCAUCACUGCCCCUGAAGCCCCCAGCUCUCCCGCCUGCUCCCACAGGCCAAGGCGCAGCCUGUCCCCGGCUGCCUCAAUGCAGGGAGAGCCCCCCCCCACCCCCGAGCUGCUGUGACUUCAGGGACCCACCAGGAACCGUGUAGGGGAGCUUCUGGCAGGACUUUGCAGCAGACUCAUCUGUACGCUCUUCCGAGGACCAAACCCCGCUUGUGUAGCGCCCACCCCCAGGGAACUGUAGGCCCCUCUAGCUAAGGUGCUCCUUUUCCCACUGUGUGUGUUCGGAUAGUUCGUUAGAGCAGCAGUUUUGAGUGGUGAGGGCACCUGUAGCCAGGACCCCGCAUGCCACCUACAGCCCAGUGCCCCCUCGCCCCCGGUGCUGUGACCCCGUCACCUGUUAAGCGGGUCAAUUAAAGGCAUCUGGGCUGGAAGCCA
Molecule: messenger RNA, 2616 nt
Organism: Phacochoerus africanus (Common warthog)
Lineage: Eukaryota; Metazoa; Chordata; Mammalia; Artiodactyla; Suidae
Gene: DPYSL4
Product: dihydropyrimidinase like 4
Exons: 14
Coding region: 129-1847 (572 amino acids)
Cellular component (GO): cytoplasm; cytosol
Molecular function (GO): hydrolase activity, acting on carbon-nitrogen (but not peptide) bonds, in cyclic amides
Source: RefSeq, a predicted model, not a curated record